Messenger RNA from Owenia fusiformis, 1112 nucleotides. The record is from the annotation of a GenBank genome assembly. Lineage: Eukaryota; Metazoa; Annelida; Polychaeta; Sabellida; Oweniidae.
AGUUUAUAAUGCACAGGCGCUUUAUACCACAGUUAACAGUUUUAACUAAAUAAAAAAAGAUGAGCUCUAUCAGCAUUCAUGCUUUGCUGGUGCUAAUAUUGCUUCAGAAAUGUAGCUUGGUAAAUAUGGGGAGAUGUCCCAACCUUGAAGCAAAACUAAAAGCUGCAGAAAAGAAAAUUCAUGAUUUGACUUUUAAUCGUCAAUGUAACUGCCAAUGUUCUUUUGAUGGAAUUGUAGGAUCUGUGGGGCCUCAGGGGCCUAUUGGACCACAAGGGCCACCUGGACCACAAGGACCCCCUGGUCGCCCAGGCCCUCCUGGACCCCAGGGACCUGUUGGGGAACCUGGACCCCAAGGACAUACUGGAGAAAUGGGGCCAUGUGGCACUCAAGAUCAUGCCAAGCCAGUUGGACCACAAGGUACAUGCCCUGAAGGGUUUUGGGAACUAUCAGAUAAUACAUGCUACAGAUUCAACCUGGUUUUGAAAAACUGGUCAGAUGCUCUUGCGUGUUGUAAAUCCCUGGAUGCGAAUCUUGUGGCAAUUGAGACAGCAGAAGAACAGACUAUGUUGGUUCAGAAAAUAAUAAGCAUGGGAGAAAACAAUCAUGAUUUCUGGAUAGGUGGCAAUGAGUUAGAUGGUGCAUGGAAAUGGUCUGGUGGGCUACAAUGGGCAGCAAAACCAUUAGCUCCCUAUACAUCAUGGGAUAGUUCGCUAGGCCAACCACAGAGAAAUUUGGAAAAAUGUGCAUUCAUGAACAAGGCAAGAUGGCAUAAGUGGCAUGAUGCACCUUGUGUGCAGGAUCGAUUCUUCAUCUGCGAAGCACAUUCUGUAUAGAUACCACAGAAAAUAUUAAUCUUACUUGUUUUCCAAAUAUGACCUCCAUAUUUCCUAUAUUUGGAUAUUAAUCUUACAAUUAUUCUCAGAAUAUGACUUCGAUAUUUCCUGUAUUUGGAAAAUAAUUGGCAUUGAAUGAAUAAAGUGAGUAUUGUCACUCCUGUAUAUGUAGGGCUAUCACUAGCAGACAAAUAUUAUGUCAACUAAAUAAAAUAUUAUGUUUGCAAACAUUUGCAAAAGUUGCUAAAAAUGAAUUUCAAACUUGGAAAUCAAAUAAUG